Messenger RNA from Cavia porcellus (domestic guinea pig), 7171 nucleotides. RefSeq names its product membrane associated guanylate kinase, WW and PDZ domain containing 1 (gene Magi1). The record is from RefSeq and is a predicted model, not a curated record. Gene Ontology annotation, biological process: signal transduction. Gene Ontology annotation, cellular component: cell-cell junction; cytoplasm. The transcript has 24 exons. Gene Ontology annotation, molecular function: protein binding. NCBI's taxonomy places the organism in Eukaryota, Metazoa, Chordata, Mammalia, Rodentia, Caviidae. Bases 156 to 4457 code for a protein of 1433 amino acids.
CCGCGAUGGCUUGAGCGCGCGGAGAGGCUGCCGCUCGGCGCCGAGCGGGGCUCCUGCGGUGAGCGCGGCCGGCGGGGCCGGGCACCUGCCUCACCGGACCUCGGCUCCCUUCUCGUCUGAUUUACUUCUUUUGCGUCGCGGCGGUGUAAGGCGUCAUGUCGAAGGUGAUCCAGAAGAAGAACCACUGGACGAGCAGGGUGCGCGAGUGCACCGUGAGGCGCGGACCGCGAGGCGAGCUGGCGCUGAGCGUGCUGGGCGGCGCGGAGCACGGGGAGUUCGCGUACCUCGGAGCGGCCGCGGCGGCCGGGCUCCCAGGCGGGGGUGCGGGCCCGGCGCCGGGCGAGGGCGAGCUGCUGCUGGAGGUGCAGGGCAUCCGCGUGUCCGGCUUGCCCCGCUACGACGUGCUGGGCAUCAUCGAAAACUGCGCGGAGGCCGUCACCUUCAAAGCCGUCCGACAAGGAGGAAGACUCACCAAAGACCUGCGACAUUUUCUCAGUCAGCGGUUCCAGAAAGGGUCUCCUGAUCAUGAACUCCAGCAGACCAUAAGGGACAACCUUUACCGCCAUGCUGUGCCUUGCACAACCCGAUCUCCCAGAGAAGGAGAAGUGCCUGGUGUGGAUUACAAUUUUCUGACUGUGAAGGAGUUCUUGGACCUUGAGCAGAGUGGGACUCUUCUGGAAGUUGGCACCUAUGAAGGAAACUAUUAUGGGACACCCAAACCUCCCAGCCAGCCAGUCAGUGGGAAAGUGAUCACAACGGAUGCCUUGCAAAGCCUUCAGUCUGGCUCCAAGCAGUCGACCCCAAAGCGAACCAAGUCCUACAAUGAUAUGCAAAAUGCUGGCAUAGCCCAUGCAGAGAACGAGGAGGAGGAUGACGUUCCUGAAAUGAACAGUAGCUUCACAGCCGAUUCUGGUGACCAGGACGAGCAGGCUCUCCAGGAGGCAGCGCUCCCACCUGUGAACAGUGGCACCUCCGCGGCUCCCAUCACGGACCCUUCUCAGAAGUUUCCUCAGUACCUACCUCUUUCUGCAGAGGAUAACUUAGGUCCUCUACCUGAAAACUGGGAGAUGGCCUAUACGGAAAAUGGAGAAGUCUACUUUAUAGACCACAACACAAAAACAACAUCUUGGUUAGACCCUCGGUGCCUGAACAAACAGCAGAAGCCUCUGGAAGAGUGUGAAGAUGACGAAGAAGGGGUCCACACCGAGGAGCUGGACAGUGAACUAGAACUGCCUGCUGGUUGGGAAAAGAUCGAAGACCCUGUCUAUGGUGUCUACUAUGUAGACCACAUCAACAGGAAGACACAGUAUGAGAACCCAGUCCUUGAAGCCAAACGAAAAAAGCAGCUUGAGCAGCAGCAACAGCAGCAGCAGCAGCAGCAGCAGCCGCCACCACCAGAAGAGUGGACAGAAGAGCAUUCAUCCCUCGUGCCUCCUGUUAUCCCAACCCACCCCCCAAGCAAUCCGGAGCCAGCCAGAGAAGCUCCACUUCAGGGCAAACCCUUUUUUACACGAAACCCUUCUGAACUGAAAGGCAAGUUCAUUCACACAAAGUUGCGGAAAAGCAGUCGGGGCUUUGGCUUCACAGUGGUUGGUGGGGACGAGCCCGAUGAAUUCCUCCAGAUCAAGAGCUUGGUCCUCGAUGGUCCUGCUGCACUGGACGGCAAGAUGGAAACAGGAGACGUAAUUGUCAGCGUAAAUGACACCUGCGUUUUAGGACACACGCAUGCCCAAGUUGUGAAAAUCUUCCAGUCCAUUCCCAUCGGUGCCAGCGUAGACCUUGAGCUCUGCCGAGGUUACCCAUUGCCUUUUGACCCAGAUGACCCCAAUACAAGUUUAGUGACCUCGGUAGCCAUCUUGGACAAAGAACCAAUUAUUGUGAAUGGACAAGAGACCUAUGACUCACCUGCAAGCCACAGUAGUAAAACAGGCAAAGUCAGCAGCAUGAAGGACGCCAGGCCCAGCAGCCCAGCUGACGCCACCUCAAACAGCUCCCAUGGUUACCCCAACGACACGGUCUCUUUGGCUUCCUCGAUAGCCACUCAGCCUGAGCUCAUCACGGUUCACAUAGUCAAAGGGCCUAUGGGCUUCGGCUUCACCAUCGCGGACAGUCCUGGCGGCGGCGGCCAGAGAGUGAAGCAGAUCGUUGACAGCCCCCGGUGCCGAGGCCUGAAGGAGGGGGACCUCAUCGUGGAAGUAAAUAAGAAGAACGUGCAGGUGCUCACCCACAAUCAGGUGGUAGACAUGCUGAUCGAGUGUCCGAAGGGCAGCGAGGUCACCCUGCUGGUGCAGCGAGGAGGGCUGCCUGUUUCCAAGAAGAGCCCCAAGUCGCAACCACUGGAGAGGAAAGACAGCCAGAAUAGUUCUCAGCACAGUGUUUCCAGUCACCGGAGCCUGCACACAUCAUCCCCAAGCCACAGCGCGCAGGUGCUCCCUGAGUACCCACCCGCAGAGGCCCCUGCUGCUGAGCAGACUGACAGCUCUGGGCAGAAAAAACCGGAUCCUUUUAAAAUCUGGGCCCAGUCCAGGAGCAUGUAUGAGAACCGACCUAUGUCACCUUCACCUGCACCGGGAUUGAGCAAGGGUGAAAGAGAGCGAGAAAUCAGUUCCACGAAUUUUGGAGAAUGUCAGAUUCCAGAUUACCAGGAACAGGACAUCUUCCUCUGGAGGAAAGAGACUGGAUUCGGAUUUAGAAUUCUAGGUGGAAAUGAGCCGGGGGAACCUAUUUACAUCGGUCACAUUGUACCACUGGGCGCUGCUGAUACAGAUGGUCGCCUGCGGUCUGGCGAUGAGUUGAUCUGUGUGGACGGGACACCGGUAAUAGGGAAAUCACACCAGCUCGUGGUCCAGCUUAUGCAACAAGCAGCCAAGCAAGGCCACGUCAACCUCACAGUGCGGCGUAAAGUGGUGUUCGCUGCGCCCAAGCCCGCCGAGCCCGAGGUGCCUUCGCCCGCGUCCUCGCACCACAGUGGCACGCAGCCGGCCUCACUGGCCGAGGGCAAGCGCACGCCGCAGGGCAGCCAGAACUCGCUGAGCACCGUGAGCUCGGGCAGCGGCAGCACCAGCGGCAUCGGCAGUGGGGGCGGCGGCGGCAGCGGCGUGGUGAGCACAGCCGUGCAACCCUAUGACGUGGAGAUCCGGCGCGGCGACAGUGAGGGCUUUGGCUUCGUCAUCGUGUCCUCGGUGAGCAGGCCCGAGGCGGGCACGGCCUUCGCAGGCAAUGCAUGUGUGGCUAUGCCUCACAAAAUAGGUCGGAUUAUUGAGGGGAGCCCUGCUGACCGCUGUGGCAAGCUGAAAGUAGGAGACCGGAUCUUGGCAGUAAAUGGAUGUUCCAUCACCAACAAAUCCCAUUCAGACAUUGUCAACCUAAUCAAGGAAGCAGGAAACACAGUUACCCUGCGCAUCAUUCCCGGGGACGAGUCCUCGAAUGCUACCUUGCUGACCAAUGCAGAGAAGAUCGCCACCAUCACCACUACCCACGCCCCUUCUCAGCAGGGCUCCCAGGAGACCAGGAAUACCACCAAACCAAAGCCGGAAUCCCAGUUUGAGUUCAAAGCACCCCAGGCCACACAGGAGCAGGACUUUUAUACUGUGGAACUGGAAAGGGGAGCCAAGGGGUUUGGCUUUAGUCUGCGAGGAGGUCGGGAGUAUAACAUGGACCUCUAUGUUCUGCGCCUAGCAGAGGACGGGCCUGCGGAGAGGUGUGGGAAGAUGAGGAUUGGUGAUGAAAUUCUAGAGAUCAAUGGCGAGACCACCAAAAACAUGAAGCAUUCUCGGGCCAUAGAACUGAUUAAGAAUGGUGGCCGCAGAGUUCGUCUGUUUCUGAGGCGGGGAGACGGCUCGGUCCCAGAAUAUGACCCCGGCAGCGAGCACGGCGGCCCCGCCGGGGCCCACGGGGGCCCGCCAGUGAGGCCAGGCCGCCGGCCCCCGCCGCUGGAGCCCGGCCGCGCCCCCGACCGCCGCCAGACCCCGCAGCAGCACGCGGAGAAGCGGGCGCACGGGCCGGACGCCCGGGGCAGCAGGGAGCGCCGCGCGCCGCCCCCGGAGCACCACACCUGGAACGGGACCCCGCGCCGGCCGGCUGGCGGCCCCGAGCGGCCCCAGGAGCGCGCGGCCCGGCGCCGGUCCCCCGAGGGCCGCAGGGAGGGCACCCGCAGCGCAGACACCACGCUGGAGCGCAGGGAGCCGCGCCACGGCGACCGCAGGCCUGGGGGCUCCCCCGAGCGGCGGCGCCGGUCCCUGGAGCGGCCCCCGGGUCCCCGCGCGCCCGAGCGCAGGGCCAAGUCCUCCGAGCGCAGGCGGGAGCGCUCGCUGGACCCCCGCGGCCGCGAGGACAGAGGCGGCCACCGCGAGCGGGACCCGGCGGACGCGAGGCAGGAAGGCGGGAGAGGCCCGCGGAACCCCCCGGAGCCGCGACGGAGACCCUACCGAGAAUGUAGCACGGACCUCAGCAUCUGAGACCCGCGGAUCCAGCCUUGACCGGUCAGAGGUCCGGGAGGAAGGCGGCUGCAAACCCGAGACGAUCUAGUUUCUUACUGGAGGACGCACCUGACACCUGACGGUCCCAUGAGUAGGGACGUUUUAUGCAUUUGGAAUCUUACAAGAAAAAACAAUAUGAAAAGUGUUGUGCCUGAUGUAUAUUAAAGAAAGUAUUUUUAAAUGCAUACUUUUUUUGGAAGUUAUUUGCCAAAUACUGGCCCAAAGGGAUAUAAAUUUUGUUUUUAAGUAAACUGUAGAAUUGUUAAGAAGCAUUCCCCUUUUGGAGCAGUCUUUUUUCCCUGCUGGUGAAAUGGGGCUGUUGUUGGUCAUUUUCUGGAAGUAAAGGAAAUUAUUAUGUUGAAGUAACUCGAUGCAAACUGUUAAGUAGUGACAUAGUAUUAUACUGUAGACAAGAGUUGUUCUUUAAGGCAAAGAGUAAGAAGGCAAACUUCUGUUGUGAGGACUGAGGACCUUUUGGAAUGGAUGGGAUUGCCAAUGAUCCUGAUGUUAAGGAAGCAAACUGUGUGAGUAGACUACUAUCGCAAAUGAAGGAUAUUUAUAGCUAAACUGCACAGCACAAAGGAAGUUUAUGUUCUUGAGUUAUAAUUGGUUCCAAACAGCUUGUAUCCUCCCUGGCCCAAGGGAGGACAGACACGAGAAGGCUGACCACUGUGCAGCCGAAGCCCGGAUCAUGGGGUCCUCAGUAUCCCUGCCCCAUGAGUAGGGUUUCCGGAUGCCAGUGCCUUGGCAGCUCUGCUCAGAUGCUAGAAGGGACAGGCCAUCAGCACCUAUGUCCUGUGGUCUUUUGCAAAGCCGAGUAGGGGAAGGAAUGUAGGAUAGUGUGGUGGGUGUGGAGGAGACCUGACCAUCCUCAGCACAAAAAGCCUGCCCCUGCACUAGCCUAGGCCUAUGGUUAUGCUGAGAUGCCAGUAGGAAACAGACUGAGCUUUCCUGGAAGGAACCUCCUCACUCUCUCUGUGUUUGAGAGGUGAGUGCUGAGUCUGCUCAUUCCUAGAGGCUGAGACUGGGUGGCAGGAAAGGAAAGACAAGAUCCUCAGGUGCCAGCUCUGUUUGGGACCCCUCUGCCAUUGUGACCCUGUCCUUUGUGUCUGGACAAGAAGAAAACUUAAUGAUUUUUUCUUUUUAAAGAAACCCGUUCUUUUCUGCCCCUCAGGAGGUGUGGUUGGGGUGGUAGCCCAGGUGUGAUUUAAAUGGAUUACUGCCUAGCUGAGCCAAAUGUCUGCUUGUUCCUGUUGGAUCACUACAGCCAACCACUGUUCACAGCGCGUCGCGUGUGUACUGUUUUGCAUCUUCCACGCGGACACAAACCUUCGCAAGUCAAUCACUGUUGUUCCCAUGGUACUGUAUUUAAAAAAAAAAAAAAGGAAAAAGAAAUAAAACCAGCCAAUCAUUGUGUAUACAGAGUUAAAAGUUGUAAUUAAUAGAGCCUGUUUAAAAAAAAAACAACUGUUGCCUUUUUUCUUGUAUAAAAGAGAAUUUAUGAAAAAAUUUAGCUGUGAGGAAUGUGAUAUGUGUUUAUAUUUCUGAGCAAAUUGAUUUAUGGGGAUAUAUUUUAAUGUAAACUAAAUCAGGUAUGUAAAGUUGUUUUAAAGCGGGAGACUGUAAGUAAUUCUCUGCAGCUUUAGUUGGUUUGGGGUGCCUCAUCUCCACGGUGAGCCUGCCUGUGAAUUAUGAAGCACUUGUUCACAUUCUCUGUUCUCCACUCGUUUAUUUCUUGCAGCGUGCUACGGACUUAAUGCUCUUUCUGUAUUGAUGAAAAGCAGUAUGUGGGCCAAUCUUUUUAUAAAACACUAUGCAUAUAUAAAUAUUACAUUGUUCAUAGCUUUAUUUGACUUAUGGAUUAUAGAUAACAGUAGAGUAAGUAGAUGUAGUUAUGUAGACACUUAGGAAAUCAGUUCCUUUCCUGGAGCGGACACAGUGUACAUUCUGUAGCUAAAAAGAAGGGAAAGACUGCUGUUUUUAUUGCCAGAGUUUUCCGUAGAAAGCAUACACUGAGCUGUAAUAGUAAGAUGAGGAAAAGUACAGCUAAAUAACAGUGUUUUUUCCCGUUUCCUAAGAGCCAACUUGGAGAUUUUAUUCCUGAAACUCCACUGCUGAGAUUUUCCUCGCUAGUUCUGGUACAAUCUGGGAUAUUAAACAACCAGUGGUCUCAGUAAUAGUCCAGGGUUUCAGCCAAGUGGAAUCAAGGUGGGUUUUCAGGUGCAUACUGGAGUUAACAUUUGGAUGCUUUCUUGUUAUAAGAGGUGACGUUUGAUGUUUUUAACCUGUUCAGUCCACUUGAUCUUUCCUCAGUUCAUGAGGACUUUCAGUGUGGAACUUGCUCCUUAAUUCCACACAUCAGAUUUGUUUUGGAAAUACCAUACUGUACAGGGACUAUGCAUUAAGCAGAAAGAUACAUUUUCUUUGACGUACUGUAACUUUAAAUUGGAAGUCAAUUCUUGUGAGCCUACUUUCCCUAAACUCCAUGUAAAUGUGUUGAAAAGCAAUGAUGGAUGAGUAUUUUAUAUAAUUAAAUCAAACCAUCUAGGGAUUCCCCUUCCAUUUCACAGUUGAUGCCUGAAACAGUGUAGGGGGAACUCAACACCCUACUUGUAUUUUUUAAGUUUCUUUUGUGAAAGAUUUUAAAUGCAUUUUUAUUGUGAAAAUACAUGAAAACAUGGUUCAGUAACCAC